Molecule: messenger RNA, 1554 nt
Organism: Hippopotamus amphibius kiboko
Lineage: Eukaryota; Metazoa; Chordata; Mammalia; Artiodactyla; Hippopotamidae
Product: zinc finger protein 501-like
Exons: 1
Coding region: 1-1554 (517 amino acids)
Source: RefSeq, a predicted model, not a curated record
AUGACUGAUGAAGGUAAUGUAUGUGGGAAGUCACCUUUCAAUACUCAACUUGAAGAAUUGUCUGCUGAAAUUAAUGAAUAUAAUAAAAAUUGGAAGGAUAUCAGUCAUAAUGAAUACCUUAUUCAGCUUCAAACUUUGGAGCCAGACUGUGGAUUUAAUGAAUCUGGAAAAGACUUUUACAAGGCAGAUUCUGAUAGCCAAAAGAAAUCCCUUGCUGAAAAAAAACCCAGUAAUGAAUAUGAAAGCACUUUCAUCCGAAAGUCAAUCAUCAGUAUAUAUAAGAAAACUCAUGUACAAAAGCCCUUUGGAAGCAAUGAACGUGGGCAAUCCUACACAGUGUCAAAAAUUUUAAAUCAGAGUGCACAUAUAGGAGAGAAGCCCAUUGGAUAUAAUUCGUUUGGGAAAGCCUUUGGUUACUCGUCAACCACUAUUGUCCAUCAAAGAAAUCAAUCAAAGGAGACACCCCAUAAUUAUCCUCAAAAUAUGAAUACUGUAAUCCAGACAGCACAGCCCACUGAACAUCAGAGAGCUCAUACAGGACAGGAAUCCAGUGAAUGUAAUGAAUGUGAACAAGCAUUUAAGAUUUCAAACUUUAAAUAUAAGAGAAUUGACACAGUGGAGAAACUUUAUGAGUUUACUGAGUAUAGGAAUGCCUUAUACAAGAAGUCUCACUUCAGCCACAGUCAGAGAACUCACAUAGAGAAAUCCUGUGAAUGUAAUCUGUGUUGCAGAACCUUCAACAAAAAAGCACACUUCAUAAAACAUCAGAGGAUACACACAGGGGAGAAUCCUUACGAAUGUAAUGAAUGUGGCAAAGCCUUUUACAACAAGGCACACCUCACUAGACAUCAGAGGAUACACACAGGGGUGAGACCCUAUGAAUGUUCCAAAUGUGGGAAAACUUUCUGUGUGAAGUCAACACUUACUGUGCAUCAGAGAACACACACAGGGGAAAAACCAUAUGAAUGUAUUAAAUGUGGGAAAACCUUCUAUGUAAAAUCAAAACUUACUGUGCAUCAGAGAACACACACAGGGGAGAAACCUUAUGAAUGUACUGAAUGUGGGAUAACCUUCAGGCACAAGUCAACACUCACUGAACAUCAGAGAACACACACAGGAGAGAAACCCUAUCUGUGUACUGAAUGUGGGAAAACCUUCUGUGUAAAGUCAAAACUGACUGUACAUCAGAGAAUACACACUGGGGAGAAACCUUAUGAAUGUAUUGAAUGUGGGAAAACCUUCAGUAGCAAUUCAAAUCUCAAAGUGCAUCAGAGAACCCACACAGGAGAGAAGCCGUAUGAAUGUACAGACUGUGGGAAAACCUACAGUCACAAAUCAAGUCUUAAUGAGCAUUGCAGAACACACAGAGGGCAGAAGCCCUGUGACUGUGAUAAAUGUGAUACAUCAUUCUGCCACAAUUUGGUCCUUACUAAAUACCAGAGAAUUCCAAAAGGAAAGAAGAACUAUGAAUAUAAUGAAUGUAAGAAAUCUUUUUUGCUAGAAGGCAAACUCUAUAGUACUUCAGAUAGCACACCUGGGAGAAAAUGUCUUUAA